Molecule: messenger RNA, 1202 nt
Organism: Cynoglossus semilaevis (tongue sole)
Lineage: Eukaryota; Metazoa; Chordata; Actinopteri; Pleuronectiformes; Cynoglossidae
Gene: oaz1a
Product: ornithine decarboxylase antizyme 1a
Biological process (GO): positive regulation of protein catabolic process
Cellular component (GO): cytoplasm; nucleus
Molecular function (GO): ornithine decarboxylase inhibitor activity
Source: RefSeq, a predicted model, not a curated record
AACUCUCUCAGCCGCUCAUAAGUAGAUGAGGAGAGGGAAGAGGGAGUAGCUGGUGUUGACGCUGGCCGGAUGGUUAAAUCUAACCUACAGACGAUUUUGAAUAGUCAUUGUUUUGUAAGAGAAAAAGAGAGAAAUUUAACCAAGAUGCCUGUCAUCGAGCAAUCGAGUAAUAAAACUGAAAAUGGGAGUAUCUCCAGUCCCAGGAGGUGCUCCCGCUGUUGCAGUAACCCGUGUCCGGGGCCUCUGUGGUGUUCCGAUGCCCCUCACCCACCCCUAAAGAUCCCAGGUGGGCGAGGGAAUGAUCAGCGGGAUCGCAAUCUUUCAGCUAAGCUAUACUAUUCUGAUGCUCAGUUGCUGGUUCUUGAAGAGCCUCCACCUGCCAACGGCAGGGUACGUUUUUUGCUCUUUGAGCCUCGUCGCCCCGAAGGCAAGCACUGUGUCUGGAGGGCAGCGCUGAAAGGAGGAAACCUUUAUGUUGAAAUCCCUCCUGGAGCCUUGCCCGAGGGCAGCAAAGACAGUUUUGCCCUCCUGCUGGAGUUUGCAGAAGAGCAACUGCAGGUUGAUCAUGUGUUCAUUUGCUUUCACAAGAGCCGUGACGAUAGAGCAUCCCUACUGCGGACAUUCAGUUUCCUGGGCUUUGAGAUUGUGAGACCGGGUCAUUCCCUCGUCCCCUCCCGCCCUGACGCUUUCUUCAUGGCUUACAGCAUCGAGCGAGACUCUUCCGCUGACGAUUAAAUAACUAUGAGCAGUUACAAAUGUUCACAUCAGUCUUUUUUCUGUUUGAAAAUAAAUAAUAUUCAAGUUUCAGUUUGGUUGAGGUUUCCUGUAAGAGGUUUGUUUUUCGUUUAACUUCACCUACCACGUGCUGUGUUUCAUGAUUUGCACUAGGGUAAAAUGUUAAUAUACCAGGAAUGUAAAGCAAGUGCCCAUUUAAUAGCUGGGCUCUCUGUCCUCACCACUGUAUUUCCUUUCAUUAAGUGUAGCCCUAGUUUCCUGCCAGUCCCCACGCACCUGAUCAAGUCGACAGUGUAAUAUUUAUAAUAGAUUUUAAAUUCAUCUUACUCUUGUAAGUAGAUGUUUUCUUAGUUGUCAUUUGGUUUAAGGUUUUGAUUAUUUUUUUUAAUGUGCAUGAUUUUCAUUUGUUUUAAUUCACUUUAAAAUCUGCAUGUUGUAACUGUACUUAAUAAAAUUAUCCACCUACA